AUUUUUAAUUUUCUUUCUCAUGAUACCAUUGUUGAAGGAGCUUUAUUUUUAGUAAUUCUUGUAGCUGCUUCUUUUUUUUUUUGUCAUUUUAUUUGUUUAUUCCCACCUGUUAUUAGCAAAUAUAAUGAACAUUAUACCAAUCAUUAAAUGUUGUCUAUUUUUAGAAAUCAUUUGAUUGUUUUGUAGACCAAAAACAGACUUGUGUUCUUCAAAUGCAAUGAGUAGGGAAGUCUCUUGACAUUAUUAGAGAUCAAUCUCAAGUAUCUCCAAAUAAACUCUCAAGAAAACAUUUCCAAUUCAAUCAAGAAAAUGAGUUUUUCAGAGACAAAACAAGAAAUGGGGCAACAUGAAGAGUCCAACAAGAGAUCGAACGCAAUGGUAUUAGGGAAAGUUACAGACAUUCACACAGAAGUUGCAGCAGUAAAAGACUCGUUAACGGGUGCCAUUGAAGAGUUGAAGAACAAGGAAAGGUGCAUUGAAUCCUUGAAAAAGGAGGUUGCAAAGACUAAAGAGUUAGAAGAUAAAUUGGCGGAGAAAGAAGCAUCAUUUUGCACGUUGAAAGAAGAGUUGAAUAAGGUGAAAUCGUUCGAGUCGGAAGCGAUGCAAUUGUUGUCGGAAGGUAAAAAAAGAAUCCAAGAACUGGAAGAAGAAGUUGAGAGAAGAAAAGGGUCGGAAAAAAAGUUGAACGAUUCGUUGUUAGCUCAAACCAAAGAGUUGGAAAAAACCAAGGUUUCAUUGGAUGAAUGUAAGCAAGAAAUCAAGUCAUUGAUCCAAAAUAUAGAGAAAUUAGAGAGUUCGUCCGAUGUUGCCUCGCAGUGUUCAACAGGUGACGAAGAACAAAAUUCACUGGUGGAAGCCCUUGAAUCUGAGCUGCAAUCGACUAGAGAAAAGUUGGGGCGAGCCCAAGAUAACGAAAGGUUUGCUUUGUUGAAAGCUAAGAAUCUAGCUGAGGAAGUGAAGAAGUUGCAAAGUGAACUGAAAACUACUAUUGAAGCCGAGGAAAACAACAAGAAAGCCAUGGAUGAUUUCGCUGUGGCGUUGAAAGAAGUUAUAACCGAGGCUAACCAAGCUAAAGAAAAGCUCAUGUCAACGACGAGUGAACUUGAGACAACGAAAGGGCAAGUUGAAGAACUGAAGGUGAAGUUGAAGAAGGUUGAGGAACAAUAUAAUGAAGCCAAGAAAGAAACGGAUCGGUGUAAGAUUGUUUCGGAGAGAUUAAGAUUAGAAGCCGAAGAAACCUUGAUUGCAUGGAAUGAAAAAGAGAUGGGGUUCAUUGAGUGUAUUAAGAAGGCUGAAUAUGACAGGAAUGCUGCUCUAGAAGACAGUAAAAAAUCCAAAGAAGAAAAUCAGAAACUAAAGGACAUAAUGAUACAGGCUUUAAAUGAAGCAAAUGCAACUAAACAAGAAAUUUCCCAACUCAAAGACACCAUUGCCCAAAAAGAAGCAGCUUUGAAACUCCUUUCCCAAGAAAACGAAAGGCUUAAGCUCAAGGAAGCAUCGGUUUGUGAGAAUACAAAGAAAAGCCAAGAACCCGCCCCAUCACCAAUACCAGCACAACCGGCGGCUACAACGACACUAUUAUCAUCGUCGUCGUCAUCUGCAGCAGCACCAACACAAUCAGCAGCUGCAACGACACCACUACCAUCAUCAUCUGCACCAGUACCAACACAAUCACCAUCACAAUCAGCACCUACAACCAUACCAUCAUCAUCAUCUGCAACAACAACAUCAACAUCAUCACAAUCAUCAUCUACAACAGCAACACCAGCUCCAACACAAUCAGCGGCUACAACGACAUCAUCACAAUCAUCAUCUGCAGUAGCAACACCAGCACCAGCACAAUCAUCAUCACAAUUAGCAGCUACAACGACAUCAUCACCAUCGGUAGCACCACCAGCACCAACACAAUCAGCAACAACAGUAGUGCCAGCACAAUCAUCAUCACAAAUAGCAUCUACGACAUCACCAUCAUCGUUAUCGUCGGUAGCAACACCAACAGCACCAACACAAUCAUCAUCACAAUCAACAACUACAACGACACCAUUACGAUCACCGUCGCCAUCACCAGCACCAGCAUCACCAGUACCAGCAACGACAACUCCGGUAAUAACAAGGGGGAUGACAAUGAAGGAUCUUCUGGAGCUAGAGGAUAUGGGAGAGCUUAUGAAUCCAAAACCAAUGGAUUCAAGUUCAACAACACCUUAUAGUGUCAAAGAUCUUAGGAAAAUGGAGGAUCAAGAGGAAGCUAUGAAACUAAAAUCAACUGAUUCAACACAGCAUAAGGAAAAUAAAGAUUAUGAUAAAGAACAUACUAAGAAAUCAAGGCAUAUUAGAACCAACAGCUCUUGUUUGAUUAUAAAGUUCCCACACAAACACAAGUACCCAGAAGAAGAGCCCAAAGUCCAAUUAAAAGACAGUGAUGAGGAUUCAGACUCUGAUUACUUUGACCCGCUUAAGGGCUCAAUUUUCGACGUAGCUGAAACCCCCAAAAGUGAAGCAGUGCAAAACCAUCAUUCGAAAAAGCCUUCACUCUAUGUCGCUGAUGAUGAAUCAAUGUGCGGUGAGGAGUUCCAUCACUUUGAUUCAAGCCAUUUCGACGAAGAAACUGAUAAAUUCCCAAAAAAGAAAAGAGCAUUGUUUUCAAGAUUUAGUGAUCUUAUAGGAAUGAGAAAUUUUUACAAGAAAGAACAACCACCUUUAGAUCAAUAAAACGGUACCUUUUGUAUGCAACACUCUAGAUUGAUUAACUUU
This is a messenger RNA of Gossypium arboreum, 2751 nucleotides long. RefSeq lists its product as uncharacterized. Gene Ontology annotation, biological process: reciprocal meiotic recombination. The transcript is spliced from 2 exons. Bases 310 to 2709 code for a protein of 799 amino acids. NCBI's taxonomy places the organism in Eukaryota, Viridiplantae, Streptophyta, Magnoliopsida, Malvales, Malvaceae. The record is from RefSeq and is a predicted model, not a curated record.